CAGCACCUCAGAAGGCAGCCAGACACCAUUGUCUGAAUCAUCAACCAAGUUCUGGUGUGACAGUGUCAGUCAGUGAGCAGCAGUGAUCUGCCAUCAGAUACUUGAUAUCCAGCACCAGUGGCUGGUACCAGCGACCCUGUGUAUCCAUCGCCAAGUGCUAGUGACUGCAUACAUAGCAACUCAUUAGUGACAGGUGACAUUUGGUGAGAGCCUCACCAUGAUGACCUCAUCGACACCGACGGACGAGCCAGCCCGCCUCUUCCCACUGACCUCGCCUUUCGGGCCGGCGCCGCGCGACCGCUGGCCCCUCAUGCUCGUCGCCUCCACCUCUAUGGAGAUCUCGCGCAAGGUCGCCCGCUGGGAGCUCAACAAGCGUGACCCGGUCGCCAUCGAGCGCAGCAACCUGAUCAACAUCAGCAAGUUGGUGGUGAAGGAGCUGAUCGAGUCGUCGGUGCCGUUCGGCCGCAUGCUCGACUCAGACCAUGUGCCGCUGCAGCACUUCUUCAUCGUGCUGGAGCACGCCCUGCGCCACGGGCUGCGGCCCAAACGGGGUCUGCUGGGGCCGAAGAAGGAGCUGUGGGACGUGCUGCAGGCGGUGGAGCGGCUCACCAGCGAGGCGGCCGACAUCACCACCAGCGUGCGAGACCUGCCCACCGUCAAGACUCCGCUGGGCAGAGCCCGCGCCUGGCUGCGGCUGGCGCUGAUGCAGAAGAAGCUGCCCGACUACGUGCGCCUGCUGCUGGAGCACCAGGACGUGCUGGACGAGCACUACGAGCAGGGCGCGUUGAUGUUGUCCGAGGAGGCCAUCCACGUGCUCGGCCUGCUAGUCGGCCUCAACGUCAUCGACUGCAACCUCUGCAUGAAGGAGGAGGAGCUGGACUGUCAGCAGGGCGUGAUCGACUUCUCUCUGUACCUGCGCAACAGUCCGACGGAAAGCAGCGAGCCGGGCCUGGCCACGGCCGACAUGAGUGAGAGCAAGUACGAGCGCGUGCUCGACCAGAAAAACUACAUCGAGGAGCUGAACCGGCACCUCAACGCCACGGUCACCAACCUGCAGCAGAAGCUGGAGCAGCAGAUCGCCACAUGCGCCCUGCUGCGGGAGGAUCUGGCCAUCGCGCGCAACCAAGCGCAGGUCGGCCGGCCGCCGGCAGUGAGCGGCUCGCCCGCCCCCAGCCGCACGCCCGACACACUGUCGGUGACGUCGCGGGCGUCACAACAGAGCGGCGCCGGCGCCUCCUCGCCCUCCGGCUGCGGUGAGGAGAUUGAGGACCUGCGCGCCCAGCUGCGCGAGGAGCGCGCUCACCGCCGCGAGCUGGAGAAGGAGCUGGAGAUGCAGAUCCAGAUGAAGGCCGAGAUGGAAAUGGCGACCAAGCUGCUGGAGAAGGAUGUGCACGAGAAGCAGGACACCAUCGUCAACCUGCGCCGCCAGCUGGAUGACAUCAAGGCCAUCAACCUCGAGAUGUACAACAAGCUGCAGGUGAGCGUGCCGUCACGAGUGCGAGCUGACCUGUCGGGCAAGGCCGAGCUCAUCUCACGGCUGCAGGCCCGCUCCUGGGAGGUGGGCCGCCUGCUCUCCGGCCUGCAGCAGAUGAGCGAGCACAGCAUGGACGGCUGGGAGACCAUCGAUGGCGACGAGAUCUAG
Molecule: messenger RNA, 1642 nt
Organism: Pollicipes pollicipes
Lineage: Eukaryota; Metazoa; Arthropoda; Thecostraca; Pollicipedomorpha; Pollicipedidae
Product: RUN and FYVE domain-containing protein 2
Exons: 10
Coding region: 218-1642 (474 amino acids)
Cellular component (GO): cytoplasm
Source: RefSeq, a predicted model, not a curated record